Molecule: messenger RNA, 1262 nt
Organism: Anopheles coluzzii
Lineage: Eukaryota; Metazoa; Arthropoda; Insecta; Diptera; Culicidae
Product: xylosyltransferase oxt-like
Exons: 2
Coding region: 502-1149 (215 amino acids)
Cellular component (GO): plasma membrane
Source: RefSeq, a predicted model, not a curated record
UUUAGCCUUGCUCACUACAUGCUAGACAUUUGACAGUUAUGCUGGAGCUGACCCGCCAAAGUCGAGCAGAUGCAUUUUGCUCGAAUUUGUGAAGGGUUGCAUUUAUGCAAAAAUGAGCAACAUUUUGUUUGUUUGAUUUUCUAUUUCAAAUUUGUUACCGUUUUUUAACGAUUCGUUUAUAAUGUAACGGAUGGUUACCAUGAUAUUAUAAAAUUAAGGAAGUAACGAAAAUCAUUUACAAUCGUUCACUAAACCUAAAUGUCUACUGCAACUUGUUUAUUUUAUUUAACACUACUUUGCAUCACCUUUUAUGCUCACACAUAUAACCAAUUUUUCCCAAUAGACGAUCGCAAACGAUCGCGAUUUUGGAGAGCACAUUCGCGAGAGUCUCUCCAAUCGAAGACGGAUUUGUUUGCACAGCUGCGUAUCCAAAUCACACAUAUUAUCGUGGGAUUUACAGCACAGCAUGUAUCUUAGUUUUUAUCACACACCGCCGCCGAGAUGGCUUCGAAGAAGGUCGUUCAUUCUACUGUGAAUCGUGUCUCCUAUGCUAAGUGCAUAUUUUGGGUGAUUUUAAACUUAAGUUUAAUAAUAUUACUGUUUAAAACUGUUGUUUACUACAGUGCGCUAGUCAAUACAAAGCAUGCACAUACUUUGCGGAACAAAUCACUUACAUUUUCAAACGGAACCGAGUAUCAGCUCGCAUGUGAGCUUUCCGAGCCGAGAGCGCUCGAUGCCAUUGGGCGUGUCAGUAGUGAUGAGUGUAAAAUUAAGCUAGCUGAUGCAGCUUGUAAAAAUGUGCUAGGCAAACUGACGCCUCGUGAGAUAGUGAGUCAGUGUCCGCGCGGUAGUUAUGUCCCGUACCGCAUGGUGGGAUGCUUUCCUCGGAGGAACCUUACACACGAUACGCUUUCUAGAAUCUUUGCACACAGCACGCCAAAUACUUGUGUCGAUUUUUGUCUGCAACGUGAAUUUCGCUACGCCAUCGUUCAAAAUGGAAAAAUAUGCUCUUGUGGCGAUGAUGCACCAAAUCAGGAGGAAAGACUUAACGAUCGUAUGUGCAACGCACCUUGCAGUGGAAAUUCGGACCAGUUUUGUGGAGGGAAAAUGACGUCCUCGGUGUACGAAACGGGACUGACGAGUAGGUAGUUGAAACACGUGUUACUAUCUCCUAUACAAUCAUCCUUUCAAUAAUUGCAGAGCGUCCGCAACAACCAUUAAAACUCUAUCCAAACCCAAAGGAUAAACCCGUCCGUAUUGCA